UUCCUCAUCUUCCUGGACAGGGUUCCUAACUCAGAGGAGUACAAGCAUUGGACUUAUGCCUGCCAACAUGGCUCUCUCUGUCUGGACGAGGUGGCAAGGAACUUCAGCAGUACCCAGGAACAUAUUGACAUGGUGGCCACAAGAGUUGCUGAACAGGAGAAGAUCAAGCAACAAAGCGGUGAAGUAUCAACAGCUGGAGGAACUGAGAUUGAGAAAUGCUCGAAAACUCCAUCAGAACUGUUUAUCAUUCCGACUGAAGCAAGGGAGAUAACAGAGAUUCCAAACAUUGUACCAGAGGAGGCGAUUAUUGAGGAGCAGAUAGUGGAGUUCAGUGUCACCAUAGCAGACCCUGGCUACAGUGAACUUGUUCUGAGUGACCCUGCAGCUCCCCAGUACCAUGACAUCACACGCGAUCUCCAUGAUACGAUGGUUCAUGUUUUUGACAAACUUCCUGGGUUCAAAGAUCUUCGUGUUUUGGGAUUUCGGUUCGUUGAACUUCGAUCUGAUGAUAUGUCAGUCCGCUAUGCUGUGGUGUUUGAGACGAAUGGAGAAGACCAUGAAGAAGAAUCUAUUUCCACUAUAGAACCAGGCACAGGGACAGGGACAGUUGUUUACACAAAUGGACACAGACUGAAGGAUAUGGUUUACAUGGCCUUAAACGUGGAGACGUCCCUGCCUGUGGACAUACAUACACUCAGUUUUGAACCGGAUCCCACUGUUUCUCUAAGAGAGGAGUUGGAGGCGACAACCUUGGAAACCUUGCCAGAGGAGGGUGUCGGGCACACUGAAGUUUUCUUCCCAACUGUUGCUGUUGGAGAGGACUAUCUUGAGGCUUUUACAGACACACCUGAGGAAUACACCAUUGUGCCUUUCAGUGACUCAGUUAUUGUUCUUCCUGCUGAGGCUACCACUGCCUCAACCCCAGAUACCCCCCCUGUGGAUAUUAGUGAGGGUCCUCCCUCAGUAGAAGCAGUAGAGGAGACUGUAGUGGAUGCUAGAGAUGAGACACUUGAUGAAGAGGCUACAGAUGAGACGCUUGGCAUAGAGGAGCCUCCAGUGGAUGUUACAGAGGAGAGGAUUGAGGUAGAGGAAACUGUGGAUGCCACUGAGGAGACAAUUAAUGUAAAGCCUGCAGAGGAUGCCACUGAGGAGACACUUGAUAUAGAGGAGACUGUAGAUGCGAGACAAGACUACCUUUGGGUUUGGCCACCAGUAACAACACUGGCGGCCAUUACGGAACAGCCUGCCACUGAGGAGACACUUGAUGUAGAAGAAACUGUGGAUGCAACAGAAGAAGACAACCUUUGGGUUUGGCCACCAGUAACAACACUGGCGGCCAUUACGGAACAGCCUGCCACUGAGGAGACACUUGAUGUAGAGGAAACUGUGGAUGCGACAGAAGAAGACUACCUUUGGGUUUGGCCACCAGUAACAACACUGGCGGCCAUUACGGAACAGCAUGCCACUGAGGAGACACUUGAUGUAGAAGAAACUGUGGAUGCGACAGAAGAAGACUACCUUUGGGUUUGGCCACCAGUUACAAGAACAUCCGUUAUGGAACAGCCUACCACCAAACUGAUUACUCUCUUUCCUCCUGAGAAAGAUGCUGUAGAUGAGGAAACCCUCCCAACUGUUGAACCUGAGGAAGAUGAAGGACCCACAACUACUGAGGCGGCUUUAGACGAGCAACCGGACAGAGAAAAUCUAAUUAUCACCACUACAGCAUAUCAAGAUGUAGAACCUGCAUCCAUCAAAACAUUUACCACUGCUACACAAUCACAAACCAUGCCUUCAUCUGAGGAUGACAUCAUCCAAGCAGAGCCAGAGGAAGUACCCUCAGCAUCUAUUCCCGCUAUAGCCCCUGGACCUUCAGAAGGAGGGGACACCGUCCGAGAACAGGAACCACUUGAGACGGCCGUGGAUAUCUCUACUGAUGACUCAGACAUGCAGGAGGAUGUAGAAAAGGUAGAAAAGGACGGUACAGAAGCCGCUGAUAUGCUGGACGAGUUUGGCAGUGGAUUGGAAGGUCCAUUUGAGUCCACUGCAGCCCCCGGACUCAGACACAUGAGCACCCCUUUAAUGGCCACUACUGAAAAGGCCAAAGAGAUGGUGGUGUUCUUUAGUUUGCGAGUCACUAACAUUAUGUUUUCCGAGGACCUGUUCAACAAGAGCUCUCCUGAGUACAUGUCAUUGGAGAAUACCUUUCUUGAGCUG
Molecule: messenger RNA, 2214 nt
Organism: Coregonus clupeaformis (lake whitefish)
Lineage: Eukaryota; Metazoa; Chordata; Actinopteri; Salmoniformes; Salmonidae
Product: interphotoreceptor matrix proteoglycan 1-like
Exons: 9
Biological process (GO): visual perception
Source: RefSeq, a predicted model, not a curated record